AAUUACUUGUGUUUACUUUCUGGCAGACUAUUCACUUCACACCAGAGAAACGAUUUUGUGGAUUCUCGACUCCCUCAGACAUUUCACGUGUGCUAGUUAGAUACAUCUACGUGUUUUUUUUGUCGUUAUUCGCUGCAUUUCUGGCUUUCUCAUUUGUUGUCUAUCACAAAGCGAUACCUACAACACACUUGAUCUGAUCCACUUGUGAACCAAUACCUCAGUUACAUUUUUUUCGCUAAUUGGCGCACUUCUAUUUGUUUGUUUGACUCCCGUCUUCAAUGUCUGUCCACGACGAUAUCACCCAGCCGAUUUCCGAGUCGUACUUCAAUCUUUCUCAAGACAUUUCGGACCUUACGAGCUUAUCGGACCAUUUUAGGUCUCUCAAGGACAUAAACCCUCGUUCCUUGGACCUGUUGAUUCAGAAGAUUGAUUUCUCCACGAAGGAGGAGUCUAAACAAAAUGACUCAAAUACUCUUAAUGAUGACACCGAGUUGAUCAUUGAAACUCAUGAAACUACUCCCAAAGUCAUCUCCAUUGACGAAUUAGCACAUCUACUCCAACCAAUUAUCAACGAGGAGCUCAAAGACUUUAAGACUUCCAUCAAGAAACUUCUUUUGAAUAAGGGCCCGUUGUCUGAACCCCGUCAGCCUGCUCCCAGAGCAGCUUCUUACAGUCCUUCUGAAAUCAGCCAUAACCAAGUGAUUCAACUGUCAUCACCAAUCCCCGAUGUGGACUCAGAUAAUGACCUAAGCAUGAACUUACACAAGCUCAAUUUCGAUUCUCCUGGAACUACUCCCCCCGUGUCUCAGGACCAGAAAGCUUCUACCAUGAGUGAGCUUGAACGGCUUCAAAUGGAGAACAAGAUGCUCAAAAAGGAGAACUUGCAGAUGUACAAGUUGAAGCAAGCCAACCAUCAAUUGAAAUUUAAGCUCGAUGACUCCCAUCGCUACAACAAGGAGAUAUUGAACGAACUAAACUACUACAAACAGAGGUCUGCUCAUCCCCAACCCCAAGAUACCAAACCUUUGACUUCCAAAAGUGAGAGUCUGCUUAUCUCCAAGGAAACGCUUGAAGCAAGAUUCCAGUCUUUAUACGACCUGUUAAACCUCGCGGAUAUUGAUCAACUAUCCAGAACGCAAAUGGCAAACCUCAUCAAGAAUCUUCUCCUUACGCUUGUUCUCAACUUCAGAGAAUUGCCCGGACAACUUUCACGGCUCAUCAAAGUGCACAAGAUUGCUCUCCGAUUCAUCGAUCAGGUUCAUGGACAACUUUACGUGAAUUCACCCCUGCCAUUAAUGUAUUUUGAUACAAACAAGCCACAAGAGAUAGUGGCCGAUUCGGAUGUCAACUUGGCUGUGUGUUUGGAUAACAUGGCCCUGAUCAUCGGCAAUGCAUCCAUUCCUAGAAACUAGUCUGGUACUUAAAUCCUGAUACUUGAAUCCCGGGAUUUUUUAUAAUGAAUAGAGACACGAAAGAACUACCCCAUUACAAACACCUGUAAAUCCCCAUCGAUAUAGACGCUUUUUUUGGAGUGCCUGUGUUGGCUCUCUCUACGGCUUCGGUUCAUCUGGCUUAUACUUUAUAUUU
Messenger RNA from Yamadazyma tenuis ATCC 10573, 1587 nucleotides. RefSeq lists its product as uncharacterized. The record is from RefSeq and is a predicted model, not a curated record. NCBI's taxonomy places the organism in Eukaryota, Fungi, Ascomycota, Pichiomycetes, Serinales, Debaryomycetaceae.